UGCGGUUCGAAGGAGCAAGAGAAGAUGCCGAAGCAAAUUCACGAUAUCAAGGAUUUCCUGCUUACUGCCAGAAGGAAGGAUGCACGAUCGGUCAGGAUAAAAAAGGGGAAAGAUGUGGUCAAGUUCAAGGUUCGGUGUUCCAAGUACCUUUACACCCUUUGUGUGUUUGAUUUGGAGAAAGCUGACAAGUUGAAGAAAUCUCUCCCUCCAGGUUUGAGUGUGCAAGAUCUGUGAAGGAGCACCACUCCGCAUCUGAAAUACUGUUUAUC
Messenger RNA from Cuscuta campestris, 269 nucleotides. Lineage: Eukaryota; Viridiplantae; Streptophyta; Magnoliopsida; Solanales; Convolvulaceae. The record is from the annotation of a GenBank genome assembly.